AUGCGGCUGUCACGGGAGCUGAUCACGCCUCAUUGUUCCCUCAAGGCACCUCACUCAUCCUCAGCUGAGUCUUACGGACAGGCAGUCAGGUUCCAGAUCUUCGGCUUUUCGAACUUCGAGCAGGAGCGCCGGGUGGUGCAAGAGAAUGUGCUACCGGAACUUCAGCGGCACUGCGCCUCUCUCGGCGUGGACGUGGAGCUGUUGGACCUGCAGCAGGGUCAGGACCCGCGCCUGCGACCCGCCGAUGCCACCUUGCGAGAGCUGGAGGACUGCCACGCCCGCUCUCUCGGAUGCUUCCUCCUCUGCCUGUUGGGCAACAAGUACCGGCCGUUCGCGCUCCCCGACCUCAUCGAGCGCACAGUGUUCGAGCCGUUGCACCAGGCUGCCCAGGACGCGGACCUGGACGUGUCGCUGCUCGGCCAGUGGUACCUGCUCAACGAGAAUCUGGUGCCACCCGCCUACGAGUUACAACCCCCUUCCGACAGGACAUGCAAGGCGGACGCUGCUGGCCUUCGGCGAGGGCUCGCAACAGCUGGCCCAGACGACUCAUCAACCCUGCUCGAGGAGCAGGAGCAGGUCGUCAAGAUGCUCCAGUACGGCGCCAAGGUGGCUCUCGACGAGGGCCUCAUUGACUCCGACACGGAACGACAGUUCCGGAUGUCUGGUGUUCACGCUCUCCUAGACCACGCGCUGAAACUUUCAAAGACCGCCCAGCACAAGAUCAUCUGUGUCGUGAGGCAGUUCGAUGGUAUCAACGUCAACGACACCUUGGCCUCAACGUACGCCGAUGUCAGUACACAAGGUUCGGACGAGGACACAGCAACGUACGCCGAAGACCUGGUCGCCGACAUCAUUUUGAACGUGGCGAGGAAAAAUGUUCACUUCUACAGUGUUCCCUGGCACGCGAGCGGUCUGGACCCCGAGCUGUCGGCGCACAGCAGCUACUUGGAGAAGCUAACCGAGGCGCUGCUCACCACCAUCAAGGCCAUGGUGGACGAGGCCUCGCAGGUCGAGACGCCCGACUGGGACGAGCUGCCCCCGACUUUCCGCAAAGUUGUUCAGGAGGUGGUUCGGGAGUCCCAGACGCACCUGUGCAACAGCCGGCAGCUGCUACGUUGUCUGGGCGUGUCGCAAUCUUUAGACAGCGACUACGGCCCGCUGCUGCAGAUUCAGCAGCUCAUGCUGGCGGACGAAGAGCGUGUGCGCCACACACCCAUCAUCGUGUGCGGUCGGGAGGGAUGCGGAAAGUCUACACUGCUAUCUCAAGUGCUCAUGUACUGCCCAGAGUGGCUGGGCAGUGACGUGGUGCGCAUCGUGCGCGGCGUGGGCCAGAGCCCAUGCUGCGCGUACCCGGCCGAGAUGCUGCGCAACCUGUGCCUGCACAUCAGCAUGGUGUUCGGCUUCGAGAUCAGCCCCAAGCACCAGAGCUUCGAGCUGAGCAAGCUGAGCACCUGGUUCCAGGAGUUGCUGAAGCGCGUCGAGGCCAGCACCAGCGACCUGGUCAUCGUGCUGGAUGACCUGGACCGGCUGCGGGGUCCCGCGCACCACCAGGCCGCCACACUAGGAUGGCUGCCCUGGAACCUGCCUCUCAACGUGCACCUUGUCUGCUCGGUGGCACAGGAGGCGGAGCCGGUGCUCGCGCUGUUGCGCAGCCGCAUCCCGGCGGGAGACAGCUACGUGUUCAUUCCGCCCCUGGCUGACGCCGCCAGCAUGCUGCAGUCGCACCUGAAGGACAACAAGCGGCUGCUGACGCGGCAGCAGUGGGACGUGUUGCGGCAGCGGCUGGCGGGCCAAACGGCGAGCCCCUUGUACGUGACGCUUCUGUCGCAGCAGGCCAUGCGGUGGGCCUCGUACGAGGCGCUGGACGGCGAGCUGCACGUUCCGGCCGACACCGAGUCUUUCGUGAGCCGCAGCCUGGAGCGCAUUGAGCGCCAGUUCGGCCUGGCGCCGGUCAAGAAGAUCGCUUCGUACCUCACUUGCACGAGCUACGGGCUGCGCGAGCCGGAGGUCAUCGAGCUGCUCUCGUCCACGGAGUGCGACGGCGGAGAACUCGCUCCCGUUAGCUGGCUUUCCUUCAAAAAGGAGCUCGGCGUGCUGCUGAAGGAGUCCUACGUGGACUGCCGGUCAUACCUGCAGUGGAGCCACCGCUGCAUCGGCACCUGCGUCCGCCAACGAUACCUGUCCGACCGGGCUGAGGCAAUCGCUAGCCACGCUGAACUCGCCAACGCCUUUCACCUCGGCUUCCUCAUGCAGAAGGAGGAGAAGGGACCGGCAUUUGAUGAUUCAAGCAAAUCAAAGAGGAAAGAGGACUGGUCCGAUCUUCUCCGAGAAGUAGACGAGCUUUGGCAGCACCUUUUUCAUAGUGGGGAUUUUAAGCGGCUCAAUCAAGAUGCAGUAUGUAAUUUUGAAUUUCUACUUUCCGCCAUUCGAGGAGCUUCCAUCAGCUACGUGAAAAGUGUCUUGGAAAUCGUUCGCGCACAACUCCUGGACUGGGAAAUCGAGCUUCUGUACAAUAUGACCAAGCAGUCCGUCGACGUGUUGAGCCAAGACCCGCAGCAGCUAGCCACCGAAAUUUUAAACUGGCUGCGAACAUACGCUGACGGCAACUCCAAGGUGCUCGGGGACCUAGUGAGCCAGGCGAGCAGCUGGUGCAGCCAAGCCAAGACGCCGCUCUUGGUGCCGGUGACGUCGUGGCUGACCCUAGCGCUGCCGCCGCAGGUGCUCUCGCUAACGUUGCCGGCGCCCAUCCGCCAGCUCGUGGCUGCACCUGACUCGCAGCACGUAUUCUGCGCCACUGAGGCCGACGAUAAGCUCGUCGCCGUCUACCACCUCACGUCCAAGAAGCUCGUGAGACACAUGGCCGGCCACAAAGCCGCCAUCACCUGCCUGUACAUGUCCCCGUCGGGCCUGCACCUGCUCAGCGGCUCUGAGGACACGGACGUCCUCGUCUGGGACCCGGUGACCGGUGAGCUUCGGAGGAGGCUAAGUCACCACGUGGCCGGCGUGUUGUGCGUAACGUGCACGAACGCCGAGGACCUGGUGCUGAGUGGCUCCGAGAUCGGCGUGGUGGUGCUGGCGCGGCUGGACACCGGCCAGCUGGUUCAGCGCCUGGAGAACCACCGCGGCGUCGUCAGCGCCGUGGCCGUCAACCGUGGUGACGACAUAUUCGCCACCGCGUCUUCGGACUGCACGGUGUGCAUCUGGUGCCUCGAGACUUUCACGCUGCUCAACACGCUGUCGGUGCCGGCGGCCGUCGAGCGGCUCAGCAUCUCCGGCGACAGCACGUUCCUGCUGCUCGGCUGCGCCGACCAGUGCGUGCGCGUGCGCUCGCUCACCACGGGCUCGGACGUGCACUGCCUGCAAGGGUACGCGGGCCGCGUCAGCGCGCUCGCCUUCGCGCGCGACAACUGCCGCUGCGUGCUGGGCACGCGCGACGGCAAGGCGUUCGUCUUCGACGUCCACUCGGCGCGCCUGGUGCAGACGCUCGCCGCGCACCCGGACGCCGCCGUGGUCGCCAUUCAGGCUCAAAGUAGGGACACAUUUUUAAUCACGGCGGCUGGCAACAAGAUCGUGGUGUGGAACUUCUACCUCAAGAAGAGCGAGAUGUGCCACCCGCAGCCCAAAUCCAAGAAGGUGGACCUGCACAAGGACCCCGUGUCUUGCGUAGCUCUCUCCAGGGACGGCAGCGUAGCCGUCACCGGGUCACGCAACGGCCAGCUCAAGGUGUGGCAGAUGAGCACCGGCGAGGCGCACACCAACCUGGACGGCCACACGGCCGCCAUCACCUGCCUGGCGUUCGCGCCCAACGGCCUGUUUGUCGUCUCCGGCUCCGAGGACAACACGCUCCGUGUCUGGGGGCUCACCCUCGGUCUGGUCGUCUCCACGUUCAAGGAGCACCAGAGCAAGAUCGUGAGCGUCUUCGUGACAUCGGACAGCCGGCGCGUGCUGUCAGUGGACGCGCAGGGGAUGCACCGGCUCUGGACGGCCGACAGCGCCACGCAGCUCGUCGCCUGCGCCAAGACGGCCAAGCAGGUGACUCUGCACGCCAACGUCGUCUUCACCGUCGGCGGGAAGAGCGACAACAGCUUAAGAUACUGGCCUGUAUUUGAGACAGACAGCGAAAAGACUGUAAGCCACAGUGAAGCCAUACUGUGCUACACCGUCACCUACGACUGCCAAACCAUUGUCACCGGAUCGCAAGACAUGUCGCUCAAGGUGUGGGAAGUCGCCACUGCAAAGCUAACUCAGGUGCUGGUGGGCCACGAGGGCCCGGUGACGUGCGUGGCGGUGGCGCCGUUCCGCUGCUCGCUGGCCGUGUCCGGCUCCCAGGACUGCAACCUGAUCGUGUGGGACGUGACGACGGGCAGCGACCGGUUCGUGCUGCGCGGCCACACCGAGGCCAUCCGGGCAGCCAAGCUGACGCUGGACGGCUCGGUGGCCGUGUCCAGCUCGGACGACAACACGCUGCAGCUGUGGAACACGCAGAACGGCCACCGCGUGGCCAGCUUCGACCUGCACGCCACCGUGCUCGCCGUGACCACCUCGCUGAACACGGGCCACCUGGUCGUGCAGCUGGCCAGCUCGACGCUGGUGCCCAUGCUGCGGCUGCUCAACAACCCGGGCAAGGGGCUCAUGCUCGACCUGCCGCCCGGCACGCCCGUCGGCGACGAGCCCAAGACGCUUGGAGGGCACCCCCUGCGCGGCGUGGUCCCCAAGCGGGUCCUGCUGCGGGGCAACCUGAAGCGGGAGCAGUCGUUCGACUCCUUCUACUGGGACCUGCGCGCCCAGUCCCCCAAGCACGAAACGGCCGCGGGUGCCGACGACUUCCGCGCCAGCAAACCGCUGUCGCCGUUCGGCUCCCGCGAGCACCUGCAGCUGACGGGCGCGGGAGGUGGCUCGGCCGUCUGGAACGGUGGCCUGGGUCGGGGACCCCGCGCCACCGGCGCGCACGCCGGCGCAGGCGACAUGGGCCUGCAGCCCAAACCCAAGCUGCCCAAGCACAAGAUCCUCAAGAAGCAGCAGAGCAUGUUCGCCUGCUUUCCCGAGUUCACGCAGCAGACGCCGCCCACGCUGCUGUCGCCCGUGGCACCCAAGGAGCUGGUCGAGAAGAAGGAACUCUCCAAGACGGGACGCACCGCCGGCGUCCUUCUGCCGCGCACCAACAGCGUCGAGGAGACGCCCGAGCCGGCUGCCCCUGGCCCCGAGAACACGGUCACGGGAUCGGCCGUCUGCGCCCUCAUGUGAGCAGUACAGCCCCGUCAAGCCGCACGCGCCCACUUCCUCCUCGACUAGUAGCAACACGCAGCAGCCGAGCUUCGCCGAGUGGCUGUCGCGUUCGCCCCUCCAUGACGGACACCCUUAUGACAAAGGGAAAACAAUGUGUGUGCUACGGCAGGCGGCAGCUAUACAGCACCCCCGGCCUGGAGGAAAGUGACUAAGGGUUCACCAUCGCAGCUCUGUGCUGUCCGCACUGCGGCCCAUGUCACAUUUCUAUAUACCGUGCCGGGAGCUCAGUGGUUCGCCUCCUCACGCCAGCUGCCGCGCCUGAAAUUGAGCUGUCUGUCCAGCCAGCGUGAAGCAUAAGCAAUAUAGCACGUCACGUGGAAGACGUGCAGUUGGAGCGUCAAAGCGUUGCCGACAGGCAGCUGGGAACUUGGGCAGGUCACUCGCUCGCAUAUUUAUUAGGAGUCGUCACUGCCAAGAGCUGUCGAGAAUGGCAAAUGUCGAGAGCAGAAUCUUGGUGCGUAACUGGCCCCUCACUGCGAUACAGUCUACUGUAGACACGUAUUUUUUUAGUCGAAUGAAACUGCGACACAAAUGCAAUUCGAGCCAAGCACACGUGUUGAAUGAAAACAGGUCGGGCUGAGGACACAGUGACGAACGCGACGUCUCAAACAGUGACACCAGUAGAGUUCAGAGCAAUCUCGUUUAUAGAAUUUUGCUUUUUCGAGUGUACCUUCCUGAGCUGUAGUUUACACAGCCCAUAACAGACCAAAGUCCUCCUCGCCGGUGCCCGUUUCACACCCACAAGAAAAAAGAAAGGAAGAAAGUACGUCCGGGUGCGUGUGAGUAUAUAAACCGUUUUGCGGCAGACGUGGCUGUAGAGCCCACCUGUAAAGCACUCCUUUAGUAAUCGUAAGCAGUCAAAAAUAAAUUUGCUGGCUUCCACGUGCUGAUCUUUUCUUUUUUCAAUAUAUCUGUUCAAUGCGAUGAUCGAGCUUUAGAAAACAGUCAGUCAUGACGUGAAUAACCCGGUGUGAAAUGAUCCAGUGGCGGCUUACCAGAGUCUCCAACACUCGACAGUGAAUCCCGCCUGACACGUUGUUGGAGUGUGAUAAUUGUAUUUCAGUGUGAGCACCUGACCUUGCACAGCAAACGCUCCAGCUCGAGCACAUUUUCACUAUGCACACUUUGUUCACCACUGCACGUUGUACGUUCCUUCUACAGCCUAAGCACAAAUUGUUGUCAAGACCUGCAUGUUAAAAAAAAAAGCGACACACGCUUUUACUGAACAUUCACCCAUGCCGUGAGCUUCGACAGCCGAUUAAUAUAUCAUAGAUAACUGAAAGUAAAACCUUUGUACUUGAAUGGCCUUCCACGUUCCUGUAAACACACAUGAAUACACUGUAAAGAAGAAAACAUACAGACUAAGACACACUGGUGAUGCAAUUUUAUAAGUUCAGCUUCGUAUGCCGAUGCCUGUAGACAGGAGAUUGUCAUCAUUUUCCCGAGAGCUAUUCGAUCCUUACAGUGGUUGUGUUCACAUUCUUCAUGUCCCAGCUCCUCGAACACUAGUCAAACAUUUGCUCAAUGUUUGUCGUGCGCUGCACUCUGGCUCCAUUGAAAGCGGACCUUUCCAGCAAGUAUCAAACAUAUUUUGUAUACUACUCCCUCCUCUGCGUAAAUGUGCAUAAGUGUACAAAGUUUUGUGUUCAUUUCUGCAGGAAUAAUUUAACCUUUCGUUUGUUAUUUUACUGACCGGCUGCUGUUUGAGUCAGUCAAAGGCAUGGUAAUGAAAUCUGACUCGGAGACUUGUCUUGUCGCAUAUGUGCAGAGGAAAAAAAAAAGGUAAUAUGUGUUCGCGCCUAGAAAAAGGAGGUUGUUCAUUCUUUUCUUUACUUGCGUUCCUGUAAUGCUUGCAAAUGUGCAUACAUGUGGCAUAUCAUACUUAUUGUACAUUCUUUUGUGAUGCAUUUGUAUUCAACGUUACUUUUGAUUAUGUUUCGUGCUUGUCGAAGAGUGUGUAGAUGUUAGAUGGCCGCCUAAGCUUCUGGAAGAAGGCGCAGAAGAGAUGUCUUUCGCACCCGACGAGAAGAGGGGAGUGCAUAGGCGGGGUGACUAGUGAUGUUAUCCUUGUGUAGUACUGUGUACCACAUGUCACGCUGGCUUUGCAAGUGCUUCUUCCAGGGCUGGCGUGCUUGUUCCCUCGCGGAGAAAUUUGUUCCCGUUCUUGAGCAUGUGUUCUCGUAGACGGCCCUUGGCACCGUCUGCUACCCCAGACGAGGCGCUAUCGUGGCCACCGGGUCCCAGAGUCCAUGCUCGUCUGGAACCGCCGUGGUCGUCAUUUACGUUUGAUUUUCCUCCCUAACAGUACCUGACGUUUUCUCUUCCAUUAGUGCGUGUUCUUCGAUGUGAGUAUCUUCGUUGCAGGCGAAAAUUUGCACCAUCGUGCUCCCAGUGUUAACGAGAGGCGUUGCCAGGCUGGCGUCCUCUCUAUGCUGAGCGCCACGUGCGCAGCAUGGGGUUCAACCCGGAGUCUCCUCUGUCCUGGUUUCGGCUUGCGCUCUUUUUCUUUGCUUAUUCUUCUUUUUACGGUGCCAGAUUAACUCCUCGCUUCCUCCGCGCAUGGAAUCAGCCACUGUUGUGCUUUCCCCUGUAUGUUUCUUUAUUUUCAUCAGUGUGUAAUCAGCGUGCAGUUUCCCCCGCAACUAGACUUUCACGCCCACAAACGGUCUUACGUAUAGAGGGACAGCGCGAGUGUAUAUGUAUUUCUUUGUAAACGCCGCCGUCCCCCCACCCGCCCCCCUCACCAUGCAGCGUUCCGCGCGUGCGGCGACUGUAACAGGCAAAAUGCCCAAAUCUCACGUGUGGUAAAUGGCGCUCCGCACCAUGCCACUGUCCUCUACUUAGAAGCCAAGUGUUCCCGUCGCGCGUCGCGUGCCGUACCCUGCUGCACACCACCGAGUUUAAAAGUAGUGUAUGCACCCGUCAUACCAUGUACAGACACGCAUUUUUGGUGCACUGUGGGGGUAUCGAACAAAGUCCCCGCCAUCUGCGCUUCUGAGACGCAGCUUCCCUCCCGUCAUAUCUAUAUUCCCGAAACGCUGCGCCCGCUCGAAGCGAGCCCCCGUUGCGCCUCCGAGAUACCGUGGCCUCGCUUUCGCCGGCUACGGAAACCAAUUAGAUCGGUAGACCCCGAUGACCUGUGAUCGCGCCUUAACUGUUAGGUACGCAGCGCUCUUAUGGUAAAACUCUCUUGGCCUUUGUUUACGCUAUUUCGUUCCAGCCAUUUCUUUACUUUCUUGCCGGCGUCUAAAUGACCUUGUGAACGUACUAGGGAGUAUAACGGUGCAAAAGACUAAGCCACCACCGCGUAUUGUGUGUGUGUAUGAAGCGACGCCAAUAUACUUGGUUCGAACGUGCCACAAAACGACCUUACAGGUCUUUCUGUUUGUUUGCUCUCCCAUUCAGACCUAUUUCUUCGUCGUCUUUGGGCACAUCAGGAUGGAAAGUGACGAAAAGAAAAAAAUGUGGCUGUGUAUUGCUGGUCUUUAACUUGUCUUAGAGCCUGCAGAAAGCCUGUAAUAGCGCGCAAAAUUUGUACGAUGCCUUGGGACCACCUGAAAAUAGGGUUAACUUCUAAAAUUACCUGUCAAAUCCUAUUUAUAUUACUACCAAUUAGUCCGUGCACGAAUCACUGCUGCUUCAUUUGCACCGGGACUGACUGAUGAAGAUGCAUUUACACUCUCUUCCGUACACGGUAUUUCGACCCCCUCAUUGCGUCAGCGCAGCAUUAGGAUGGCCGCUCUUCUGUAGAGUUCGACCUUUCAGCACCGCUGUCGCAAGCCAACGUUUCCACAGAAAAACCAGGGUGCUGAACCAGGGUGCGUUCAGUACGUGGCUACUGCCAGUGCUGUUCUUUCGGCUCCUUGAGUGUGAACUCUGGCCCGUCGCAGCUGCUCACAAGUGCGGAACACCACAGUCAUUCUCUCUAGCUGCGCCAGCCAUACCAUUAGCUGCACUGUAAGUCAAGGGGUUGAUGCACGUAGGCAUAGUGUAUCAACGCGUGUCACACAUCGUUGUGAGUGUGCGCCUCUAUAUUGCUCAGCUUUUGAAACACAUGUUCACUAUGACCUGUACGCUUGAUUUUUUUUUUCAGAGGUCCGCAUUACACAUAAGUAAACGUCGGACCUUUUUCUUCUAUGUUAUCAGGAAAGGAAAAAAUGUGACAGCCCUGCCUUCGUUAAACCUGCCCCUGUAAAUAUACAAAGCGAUCAAAGGAGAAAAAAAAUAUUUGCUUGGGCUGGGCAUCUAAGCAUAAAUAUAUCAUAUGCGAGAAAGAAGGCGCUCAGUUAGAACAAAGGGCAGGAUAACUAUUUGCCAAGUUACGUCACCAUUCCCGGCGCGAAUAUUGCAUAUUUCUGUGACGGCUGUCUCAGAUUAGACGUAACAUAUGAGACUCAAAAAUUAAAUGAUGAUUCUUGCUGAUCAACCUGCAUAAAUGGGACGGACAUAAAAUUUGCGCGAUAUCGCCAACUCAAUUAUAAUUUAACAAAAUUUCAAUAUUCGAUUUUUCAGUUACUGGCUGACUUCACAUCUGCGAUUACAACAUGCCUGCUAAAGUCGUUAAUUAAAAUUUAGUUGCUGAAAUAUUGUAAAUUAGCAAUCGUCGUAUUGGGGAUUAUGGCGCAAAAUCUUAUGACCACCCACACAAGAAAGCUUAUUGGCAAAAAAAUAAAGUAUAAUUUCGUCUCGACUCGCCUAUACUUAAUAAUCCGAGGUAGUUGUCGCAGAGACACGCGAUAUGAAAACCAAUUUGUGGUGCCAAAUUUCUGGCGGUUCGGUAAGAAAGUUGCAGAGCAAACAACUCUGCGUGCUUCGACAAGUAUCCCACACAGUCAGGCGGCAAUUCAUCCAGCACGCUGCGAGCAGAACGAACGUGAUAUUGCUGUCUCCCAAGAGCAGGGGGAUGCUGCUAACAUAGACAGAGAGCAAACACCUACCCUGAAUGUGAGGCUGCAUUUGAGCCGCCGUCACCCCAGCGAAAAAAUGGGCCUGCGCGAAAAUGUCUUUCGUUGAUGCUGGCCAACAUGCAAUCCCCGGACCCCUCUAUGCAAUGUUUACGGCAGCGUGGUUUUUGAAAUUAAUUUUUGUUUUCCGCUGAAGGACGACGUGUCGCGGCUACAUUCCUAGUGUCGUUCCACGUAUGUUCCACUAAGUAAGUAAAAAAAUUAAUCAAAUUAUGGGGUUUUACGUGCCAAAACCACGAAUUGAUAAUGAGGCGCGCCGUAGUGGAGGACUCCGGAUUAAUUUUGACCCUCUGGAGUUCUUUAAUGUACACCUAAAUCUAAGUACACGGGUGGUUUUUGCAGUUCGUCCCCCAUUGAAAUGCGGCCGCCGUGGCCGGGAUUUAAAUCUCGCGACCUGGUGCUUAGCUGCGCAAACUAAGUAAAGAAGUGAACCGAGAAUGGGGCGGAGUCACUGCGCAGAGCACUCUAUUGUAUCACCCCUGGGGUGAGGGAGGAGGAGGGUCUUUACUGCUCUAUCGUCGAGAGCUGCCCAUAUUCUCAAGUAUAAUGACGUGUUAAAUGGCAUUUAUUUAUUUAUUUAUUUAUUUAUUUAUUUAUUUAUUUAUUUUUUUAGACACUUGCAGACAUUUGCCGAAUUGAUCGACUUAUUAAGUGGCGUCUGUGUGGAAGAGAUGUCCUUCAGCGUCAGCUCCUCCUUCGGUCGAGUUCCUUGCCACUGCUAUACUGCAUAUCACCCUUAAUAUCGUUCGGCAUAGAUCCCACGAACUAAACGAAACAUGUUUCUCAAAAUGUUCAACUUAUUUAUUGGAACUUGCGUGGUACGAGAUCAGGAAUGUGAUGCUGGGUUAAAGAAUUUCACUAAUUACUUAACAAAGGAUUUCUUUCAAUAUACCUGGUCGAAUUAUGGGUAAGUUUUGCUACAUUUCGCAGCAAUAUAUGUAAACCUUGCCACGAAAGCGAUGUUGGUCGCACAACGUGCAACAUCGUCUCUCGCUUCCUUUCUUCUUCCUUUUUUUUUAAUGAACAAUAGAGGUUGUUUCGUUGUCGCGAUUUAUUGUGGAGCGUCGAUUAACGAUCUACUAAAAUAUGGAUGUCUCUCUCUCUCUUUUUAGCACGGGAAAAAAAUUCUUACAAAUGCCACACGUUGUUCAUAGCUGUGUUUUCCCUGUGCGAUGGUGUAUUCAAGAAACAGAAAAAAAAAAAUUCUGGUGAGGAAGUUGUUUCUUUGUGGUUAAGCACCCAAUGUUUGUUCCUUUCCCCUGUAUACGGUUCGUUAUCCCUGAUGUAGCGUGCACCAUCCUUGAACUGUCAUACGCGACGAAGAGUAGUAGCCAUUGAAGUGCACCUGAAUGCCAGGUGGUUGACAUUUUCCACGUUUAUGUAUAGCUGGACCCUUGGUAAAUGGAGUAAUAAACAGAAUGUUUCUACGAAAAGUG
Molecule: messenger RNA, 11686 nt
Organism: Dermacentor andersoni
Lineage: Eukaryota; Metazoa; Arthropoda; Arachnida; Ixodida; Ixodidae
Product: protein qui-1-like
Molecular function (GO): protein binding
Source: RefSeq, a predicted model, not a curated record